GAACCCGAACCAGAGCAGCCUGUGUUUGCAGCGGAUACAGACGAUAUGGAAGGGAGAUGGCGUGGAGAGGCUGAGGCCCCAGGACAGCAGAACCGAAUACAGCAGGACAGGGAUACUGAGACAGAGGAGCAUGGUAAUACUACUACUACUACCAAUGGGGACUCAAUGGACAAGGCAAAUCUAAACACUACCUCUACCACUGUUACUACCCCUGUGACACCCAAGAGGCACAACUCACUUUACAAGGACCUCAACGACUGCGAGGUGGGAGGGUUUCGCAAGAAUGGCACUGACUAUGGCUUCCUGGUGCGUCAGAACUCAGAGCUGCUGCGAUCUCUGGAUGAGAUGGAGAAAACCUGCAACCACCUGAGAGAGGAGAACAGCCUGCUGCGUAAGAGCAGCGCCCCGGAGACGGAGGAGAAGGUGAAGCGUUUGAGGAGGAAGAACAUAGAGCUGGCUGUCAUCGCUAGGAGGCUGGAGGACAGAGCACACAAACUACAGGAGGCUAACCUCAAAGUGGUGAAUUCCCCAGCUCCGGUGGAGCAGUACAAGCGGGCGUUCGCCCGUCAACGAGCCCGUGACCUGGCACAGCAUGCAGACACAUUGCUCUCCAAGGACAAGGAGAUCGCCGCCCUGCAGCAGGAGUGUAGGGAGAUGGAGACGCGCUUGGGCACAGCCAAGGGCUCCCCAGUCCCGUCUGGCGUAGUGGAGUUUGAGAGGCUGCUGAGGGAGUCCCAGAAGGAGGUGCUGAGGCUCCAGAGGCAACUGUCAAUCUCCUCCUCCAGAGUCACCUUCUCUAAUGACACCUCCUCUAAAGACACCUCCUCUAAAGACACCUCCUGUAAAGACACCUCCUCCAGAGUCACCUCCUCUAAAGACACCUCCUGUAAAGACACCUCCUCCAGAGUGACCUCCUCUAAAGAAACCUCCUGGAAAGACACUUCCUCCAGAGUCACCUCCUCUAAUGACACCCCCUGUAAAGACACUUCCUCCAGAGUGACCUCCCCUAAAGACACUUCCUCCAGAGUCACCUCCCCUAAAGACACCUCCUCCAGAGUCACCUCCCCUAAAGACACCUCCUCCAGAGUCACCUCCCCUAAAGACACCUCCUGCAGAGUCAUCUCCCCUAAAGACACCUCCUCUAAAGACACCUCCUCCAGAGUCAUCUCCCCUAAAGACACUUCCUGUAAAGACACCUCCUCCAGAGUCACCUCCUCUAAUGACACCUCCUGUAAAGACACCUCCUCCAGAGUCACCUCCUCUAAAGACACCUCCUUCAGAGUCACCUCCUCUAAAGAGAUCUCCUCCAGAGACACCUCCUAUAAAGACACCUCCUCCAGAGUCACAUCCCCUAAAGACACCUCCUCCAGAGUCACCUCCCCUAAAGACACCUCCUCCAGAGUCACCUCCCCUAAAGACACCUCCUCCAGAGUCACCUCCCCUAAAGACACCUCCUCCAGAGUCACCUCCCCUAAAGACACCUCCUCCAGAGUCACCUCCCCUAAAGACACCUCCUCCAGAGUCACCUCCCCUAAAGACACCUGCUCCAGAGUCACCUUCCUUAAAGACGCCUCCUGGAAAGACACCUCUUGUAAAGACACCUCUUGUAAAGAGCCCCCCGGCAGGAAACACAACGGACACGGAAGGCCCUGCAUAACAAAGGAGGAAAGGGAGGAGAAGGCUGCUCUGCCCAAGUUCUAA
Molecule: messenger RNA, 1701 nt
Organism: Oncorhynchus masou masou (cherry salmon)
Lineage: Eukaryota; Metazoa; Chordata; Actinopteri; Salmoniformes; Salmonidae
Product: RIMS-binding protein 3-like
Exons: 6
Coding region: 46-1701 (551 amino acids)
Source: RefSeq, a predicted model, not a curated record